GGCGGCGGAGGGGCGCUUCAAUCGGGGUGCGGACGGCCGCUCGAGCGGAUGCCGUGUUGUUGAGCGUGCGACACCCACGUGGUGUCCCCGACCGAUAUGGCCGAAGCGGCGGCUGUCCCAGCGGCGGCCAAGGGCCACGGCCGGGCGGCCAGGAUGAAGCGGCGCGUGCAGGCCGUCUACGAGCAGGUCAUGUUUGAGCGGCGCGUGCUGCUCGGCUGCACGGCGGCCGUUGGCCUCUGCGUCUUCCUCUGGAUCGUGGCCGUCAGCACGGACCACUGGUUCACGCUGACGGCGCCCACCGAGGCCGGCGUCUUUAUCAACGAGACCAAACGCUUCUUCCUCACCAGCCACUCGGGUCUCUGGAGGAUAUGCAGGACCUCGUACGGCAACGCUUCCGACGUUGACAACACUAUGCUCUCCAAGUGCAGAUAUCAGGAGUUUUUCCCGAGCGAUCAGAAAAUUGCAAUCGACCACACGAUAGACCACGGCAGUUUGAGAUGUAACGCCUCAAAUAGCAUUUUGAACCAACCCACCAACUUCAAGCCACAGAAGAGCAAGUUCUUUUGCAUAGAUUACAGCCGCACCGAGGUCUCAUUCGCUAUCAUCAGCCUCUUUUUGAUGGUCAUGGGAUUCUUCUUCUCACUUUAUACUUUCCAAAAUCCAAGAUACAUGUUCAAGCGUCUUGCUGGCGGAAUCCACUUUAUCACAGGUGGAUCAGUGUUAGUGGUGAUUGAGGUGUUGAUUAGUUCGAUCGACUACGAGCGGCUACACCUGCCGUUCGUGCACCCGAAGGGCGUGCUUGUCAGCUACGGCUGGUCGUUCGCGCUCGCCUGGCUCGUCUUCCUGGUGCUGUUUGUCUCCGGCUGCGCCUUCAUGAUCUUCUCCCGCAAGCGCAAGGGCAACAAGGCGCCCAACGACGAGAUGGCCAUGGCCGACGAGCCCACCAUCAUCGGCCGGUGAAAACGCCAAGAAUACACGAACGAACUCUCAGCGAUGUGCCGAUUUCCCUCGACUCACAAAACCACAUGUUCUAAUUUUAAGUCGUCCCAUAGCUGAAAUCUCUCGUAUCUGUCUCUCAAUGUGUACAAAGGUGUAAAUAUGUCUCUCGAUGAUUUUUUUGUAUUAUUUUAGGCUUACACACCAAACCCGUCCUUAGACAGCCCCUGGAUUUUCUGCACUGCUUUUCGGGGAAACGUAUUAGAGUUGCCUAGCAAAAUUCUCGUUUGUCGCGGGGCCUAAUUGUAUGAUAAUAUGAUAUUUUUAAUAUUCAAAACUCAAACGCGAGGCAAGGGUUAAAAUGGCCUAAAUAAAUUUAACUUGUAUUUAAACGAAUACUAUGAUAAAAAGUGUAUGUAUCCGUAUUUGUAGGCAAAUACUCUACCUUUGAACUUGUCAACGGCCUCUUGUGAUCGUCUCCUGUUCUGUGUGUCUUGUUGAAAAGGAUUUAAUCAAAUUUGCUAACUAUACAUGUAUGUGUUCAUUUUAACGCUAAAAUAGUGCUGAUGCUGACUGUCUCUUGCGUUCGCCAUUUUUCUUAAUCAAUGUCGCGACUACUGCAAAAUCGCUUGAACUUCCACUCACUCACGAAUCAUUUUCCUUCCUUCUAUGGCGGCUUUUUAUAAAGACACUAGUCUCUUAAAUUGGUCUAACGUUACAUGUUUAGUUCCUUUGUGACUCACAAACAGGACAAAACUUACGUCAAUUUGCUGUUGUGUUUUUAACUGAACAAUUUGUGUGGAUCAUCAUCCUGAUUUUGUAUUUUUUACGUUAAGUUCGUAAGUAUGACACAUUUUAAUCUCAAUGUAUUAUGCUCUUCAGGGCUGUUAAUAAAGUAAAGCGUCAUUAAAAAGAUUAGCGCAGGCCACGUGGCUUGUGUCCGAGCGCAGCCUUCCCUUCCCACUGUCUCACCCUUUUUUGGAUUUCUAAAUGUUUUCUUACACAAUAUUUUUGUCAAAAAGUGGUGAAAAUGUUAUGACCUAUUAGCAACGAUUUCGCUCGCUAGAUUUGACCUCUUUGGCGAUUUAUACAUAUAAAAACGAGUGUCAAACGCAGUAAUGAAUUUGAUCAAAAACAUGUUGAAUUUUGCAAUUAAUAAUUAAAAUUAUCUUCCAAACCA
Cloeon dipterum is the source of this 2116-nucleotide messenger RNA. Its product is annotated as voltage-dependent calcium channel gamma-5 subunit. The record is from RefSeq and is a predicted model, not a curated record. Bases 97 to 960 code for a protein of 287 amino acids. Lineage: Eukaryota; Metazoa; Arthropoda; Insecta; Ephemeroptera; Baetidae. Gene Ontology annotation, cellular component: membrane. The transcript is spliced from 5 exons.